Messenger RNA from Cuscuta europaea, 1063 nucleotides. The record is from the annotation of a GenBank genome assembly. Lineage: Eukaryota; Viridiplantae; Streptophyta; Magnoliopsida; Solanales; Convolvulaceae.
UUAUAAACAAUAUAAUAACCGUCUGAUAUUAACCUUCCUCUGAAAAACAAUAACCAUAAGCCCAUCGGCUUGCUCACUCCUUUAUCAAACAUAGAAUAGUCCUUCCCAAAAAGAGCGAGACUAAUCGCUGAAAAUGUGAGCGUUCGAGGCUAUUAACGGCUGAAUUAGCCUGAUUGCCUCCAAAUAGAUAUCUAUCAACUAAAACAAACCAAAACACCAACCUACCGUCCCUAUUGUUUGUCAUAAAAUUAACAAAAUAAAAAAAAUAAAACAGUCUGGACUGAAAAUAACAAAAUAGAAAUAGUAAAACAAUCUUCCAAACCCUGACCGUACAUUUCUUCCAUGGCGGCGGUUCAGGAUGGGGACGGAUCAUCAUCUCUUCGCCUUCUUUCUCCAUCACCUGAAUCUGGAAUUCUCCAUGCCUCAUCACCCGUCUAUCAAUCGAAAGUUGAUCUCUACCCUUCACGUCCACCAAAACACCGCAGGCAGCAACCGACUGAGUCGACCAUAACAAUCCCGCCGAUCCCCAAAUCAGCCAAUUGGAUUCCAACUACGCCCCUUCACCGGACCCCAAACCUCCAAUUUUCCAACCGGAUAAACACAGUUGGUGCAAUUUCCAUCUCAAUCAUCAACAAAGCCAAAAUAGUCAAACCAAACAUCAGAAAAUCAAGCCUCACAACCCUAGUCGACACAGGUCCAUGACCCCUCCGACACCGCUGAACGCAAUUGAAAUCACGACAAACAUUUUUUUUCUCCGACAAAUGGCUAGUACCAUGUUGUUUUUGAAUGGCUCUUAUCAUGGCUAGAACAUGGAUUAUGAUGCUUUGCUUUGGUAGCUGGUCAAUUGUUCGGGUUGGGGCUAAGGGAUGGCAGAUUGGGGUGGGCAUGAUGUUGGACUUAACAACAAGUGCGUAAGGUGACAUCGGAAGCUCUGUUGAUCUAUCGAUAGGUCAUAAGGAUCCUUGCCAAUGGAGGAAGGAGUGAGGGUGUCGACGACAUGCUGGUGUGGGUUGGUCCAAAAACUGGAAGGGACGUGUUUUGCAAAACCCACCUUGGUUUUGCA